UCUUCUCCUCCUACCCUGCAGAAAGAAAACUGGUCAGAAUCCAAAAAAGAAAAUAAAAAAAUGAUAAAAUUAAUUAGCUGAAGAAUUAAACACGGUUCGAAAGAGCCGCACAAGAUUGAAUCAUCCACAAUUACAAGCAAAAUCAGUUCCAAAAAAAGUUUAGGCCAAACGGCAAUAGCAAAGGUUGCUGCAAAAUGCAUCUACGCUCAACAUCUUAGUACAAACAAAACAGCUGCCAAAAGUCAACCCCUCAAGCCCACCCAUUUUCAUUGCCUACAUAAGUUUCGUCGAAAGCAAUCUUCAUUCAUUCAUUCAAAUAAUCUGUUCAUCAUUACGUGUCUCACUUCCAUAAUUAGCUGCAUGUUCUGAGCUUUUCUUUAAUUUGUUGAGGAAGAAAAGGGCUCAAACCACGUCUCUCCCUUCCUCCUUAAUUUUCUUCAUGCUUACUUUAUUCUCUGAUUCGAUCAUCAAGGUAGCUUUGCUUUUGUAAUAUGGGAAUGUCGAGAAACGUGAGAAGCGGUGAUUAUUUGGAGGGAAUGCUGAGUGAUUACAUGGGUGGGAAGGGGGCUAAGUUGAAGGUGCAGAAGAGCUCCCCAUCUAAGCUUGUCACAGUGCUAACAUGCUUGCAGUUCGCCUUCGCCGUCUACGCCACCUUCCUCCUCUACUUCAUGAGCCCCUCCGUGGAUCUCCGGACCAAGCCGGACUUCUCGUGGGCUACUAAAAUCGCGCACCAAUGGAAGCAGUUCAUGGUGGUGAGCCAUUACCAAGAGCCCAACGCCCUGGUGCGAGCUGAUCAGCUCGUCGCCCCACGAACUAGCCCCUCCGAGGUGUGUGAGCACGAGCAGAUUGACUUCGUGCAGAAGAAGUCCAACGACGAGGUGAUGAUCAAGUUCAAGAGGGAUCUGUACCGCGAUGUGCAGAACUUCCAAAAACAGAAUAUGGGGACUGAGACACUCUCGGAGCUGAUGGGGAUGAAAUCCAAGUGGGAUUUGCAUGGCCCCAACAUCCCCAAGGUGACUGUCAUCUUGAACCACUUCAAGCGCAAGACGCUCUGCGCUCAGCUCGAAUCGCUGCUGCAUCAGACUCUCCCAUUCCAUCAUGUUUGGGUGCUCUCCUUCGGGAGCCCUAAUGAGAAAUCACUCAAAAGAAUUGUUGAGAGCUACAACAAUUCAAGAAUCAGCUUCAUUAGCUCAAGCUAUGAUUUCAAAUACUAUGGCAGAUUCCAGAUGGCGUUGCAGACGGAAGCAGACCUUGUCUACAUUCUCGAUGAUGACAUGAUCCCGGGGAAGAAGAUGUUGCAGAUCAUGUCGCACGUUGCAGGAACAGAUAAAUACAAGAAUUCUGUUCUAGGCAGUAUUGGGAGGAUCUUGCCUUUCAGACAGAAGGAUUUCACCUUCCCUAGCUAUAGAAAGUUCCGGUCCAAGGAGGCUGGCUUGUAUCUACCCGAUCCGGCCUAUGAUAUCACUAUUGACAAAGUUGUGCAGGUUGAUUUCCUGUCUAGCUCGUGGUUUCUCUCAGCUGAGCUCAUCAAAACUCUCUUCAUCGAGACACCCUUAACUUUCAUGACCGGUGAAGAUCUCCACUUGAGCUAUCAGCUUCAGAAGUAUAGGAAUGCGGGCUCGUUCGUGGUGCCCGUGGAUCCGAAUGAUAAGGAUACGUGGGGUGAUAGUGAGCACAGGUUGGCCUAUGUGUCUGAGACUACUGUGAUCUUCAAAGACAUUGUUCAAGUUCGAGAUGAUCAAUGGUGGAAGGCGCUCUCUAAUGGCUAUGUAACGCAGUGGGCGGCUAUGUACCCUCAGAAGAUCGAUGCCCUAUUCUACGCCCACUCUAUCGAUGAGGUGAAGGCGCUCGCUCCUCUGCUUGACAAGUUUAGGUCAACCGUGGGAAAGAAGGCCUACAUUGUUGUCUCCGGGGGCAAUUUCUGCCCCUGUGAGGAGGCCGCUGCCGCCUUGAAAUGGCCUAAGGCAGUUUGCAAGGAGAGGAGGUUCAAGAUUUUUGAUCUUGGCAUUGGUGCCAUCUCCAGCAGUUUCUCCAACUCGGAGGUUCCCGUGCUACAAGGCGUGUACGCUAGCAUGAAAGGGCUGAUUAAGAUCCACAACCCUAGCGUCGUCAUCACGGUCUCAGACAUCGACUCAAACGUGAAGAAGGCGUUGAGGAUGGCGACCGAAUCCACUAAUAUAAGCACUAAUGGUUCCAUUUCUACAUUGGUGCUUCUUCCAAGAGCCUCUGUGCCAAAGGUGCUCUGGAUGGCCGAUCUCCGCCCUACCACGCUGCCUAAUUGGAACAGGAUGAGAUUAACAAUAAGCAUCAUCACACAAAAUCGGCCUACAUCUCUGGCGAGGCUACUAAACUCCAUAAAAAACGCCUACUUCCUAGGCGAUGAGGUGGCCAUCACCUUCAACAUGGAUAGCAGAGUCGACGAGGCGACACUAAAACUAGUGAAUGCGUUCGCAUGGCCACACGGCCCGAAAGUCCUACGCAGGAGGAUCAUCCAGGGCGGGCUGAUACGUGCCGUGAGCGAGAGUUGGUACCCCUCCUCAGACGAUGAAUUUGGGCUACUACUCGAGGAUGAUAUAGAGGUCUCACCCUAUUUCUACCUCUGGAUCAAGUACGCCCUCCUCGCCUACCACUACGAUCCCCAAGUCUCCCUCCCGGAGCUCUCCUCUAUCUCGCUAUACACGCCACGCAUCGUGGAGGUGGUCAAGGAGAGGCCAAAAUGGAAUGCUACAGACUAUUUCAAACGAAUCCACCCCAAUACGCCUUACCUCCACCAGCUACCAUGCAGUUGGGGUGCAGUAUUCCUACCAAAACAGUGGAGAGAAUUCUACGUCUACAUGAACAUGAGGUUCACUGAGGAUGCAAAGGCGAAUCCGGUUCAAAUCCCUAAAUCAAGAACCAAUGGUUGGCAAGCCUCAUGGAAGAAGUUCCUAAUCGACAUGAUGUAUUUGAGAGGGUAUGUUAGCCUCUACCCCAACUUCCCCAACCAGCAGAGCUUCUCCACUAAUCACAUGGAACCUGGUGCUCAUAUCAGCGCUAAGGACAAUGUUGUGAAGCAUGAUAAGUCGGAUUUUGAGGUACCCUUGAUGAAGAAGGAUUUUAGGACAUUCUUGCCAAAUGGAAAAUUGCCGCCUGCAUCGAAGCUGCCUUCUUUAAACUUGUUCAACCAAGCGUUGUCUUUGAAGGGUUUGAAAGCUGCAGGGGCUAAGCUGGGGCAGGAUGUGCUUGAAUGCACUGCAACUGAAGUAGUUAUGGUGAAUCAUGAAACUGGUUUGCCUUCACAUUGUGCAAGAUUCUGAUGAUGUGAUUUCGUUUUUAUUUUUUCUAUUAUUUUGGGAUUUUGGUUUAUUCAUCAAAUUUGUUUGUUAUUGUAGAUUUAUAAAUAGAGAGAGGGAUUGUGUUGUUGGCAGGGGAAAUGUGGAAUUGUACAGAAAGAAUCUGGGAAGUGGGGAGAAAGAUGAUUUUUGGUUCCUAUUUGAUGAAAACAAGAAAUAUACAUAUAUACUACAUGAAA
Messenger RNA from Salvia miltiorrhiza (redroot sage), 3511 nucleotides. RefSeq lists its product as uncharacterized. NCBI's taxonomy places the organism in Eukaryota, Viridiplantae, Streptophyta, Magnoliopsida, Lamiales, Lamiaceae. The transcript has 4 exons. Bases 492 to 3296 code for a protein of 934 amino acids. The record is from RefSeq and is a predicted model, not a curated record.